Messenger RNA from Oryzias melastigma (Indian medaka), 5312 nucleotides. It is a transcript of the gene ccser2b, whose product is annotated as coiled-coil serine-rich protein 2b. Gene Ontology annotation, molecular function: microtubule binding. Bases 350 to 3250 code for a protein of 966 amino acids. The record is from RefSeq and is a predicted model, not a curated record. Gene Ontology annotation, cellular component: microtubule cytoskeleton. NCBI's taxonomy places the organism in Eukaryota, Metazoa, Chordata, Actinopteri, Beloniformes, Adrianichthyidae. Gene Ontology annotation, biological process: microtubule bundle formation. The transcript is spliced from 14 exons.
UCCUGCCCCGUUUUGCUCACAGCUGGGUGAUGACGUCAGAGUCAGCUGUUCUCUAUGCAGCGAGCUGCGCGCGCAUUCAAUGAUUCAGCAGAUUCGGCAGUCGGCAGACCUUCGACGUCUCCAAACACCGGGUUCGUGCGGACGCGGACUUCUGUCCGACCCGGUUCUGCUCGCUUGACCGUUUCCGCAGGAGGCCCGGGAGGUGUUUUUGGAGUCUGGCCCGCAGGCCGGAUCCCGCCUCCGGUCGUCGGUCCUGGUUCUUCUGACGGACCGUGCCCGGUUUCCUGAUGCCCGCGUUCCUGACAGCUUCUCUGGCCCUGGGUCGUGAUGUGGAUGUGGGCGGAGUCUGAUGUCAAAUCUCCUCUCUGAGCCUCCCACCAUGCCCACUAUGGUUUCUAGACUUCCAAAGUUUGGCUCGCGGCCCAAACUUGAUACGACGCCAGCCUCUUUGUCCAACAGCAGCACCCAGCUGACCAAUGGAUUCUACCACCAUCCUGGACCUGCAGUGGUGAACAGCACCACCACCGCCGUGUCCCCUUCCACAGCUAAACUGAAUGGCUUCAUCAGAAUGCCAAGCUCCUUUUCCACAAAGUGGCGGAAGGGUGAGGAAAAUGUCAAGGAUAAAGGCGUGGGUGGAGAGACGGGGUGGGGGAGAGGAAAAGGGGGCCAUGCUGUUCAGAGAUGUGGCAGUGUUCAGGGAUCCCAAGUUACGCUGCAGAACAACACCAAAAACUCUGCGUCAUCAGGGAAGGGGCAGGGCCAGACAGUGACCCGGUCCUCUCAGCUUCCACAGUCCAGCAUCAGACCACCGGCAUCUAAAACUGGAUACUGGAACUUCAAAUCAAAUCCAUCCAGACUGACCAAAGGCACAAAGCAGGCCUUGAACUCUACCCCAGGAUCCAAACCCCAAACUGAUGCACACUCUUCUCUGAGGCGGCCCCGAAGUUUUGUUUCUGCUGUGAGUUCAGGACAUCUGUCUGGUUCCAACCUCCAAAAGAAGCCAGCGGCCAGCCGCUCUCGCUCCACCGAGAGUCUGGGAUAUGUUCCAUUUCUGCGGCUAUCAGAGGAGAACCGUUUCCAGUCACGCAGUCUGACCCAGGUCCGGCAGCAGCCGUCUCCCACCCACACUCUGUCGUCUGCCUCGUCCUCAUCGCUCCCUCGCUCCCCCAGUGUCACCCGCUCUUACUCCACCAACAGGCCUGCACAUCGGGGAACUCUGUCUUCAUCUGAACAGGCCCCGCCCAGAGGCAGCCCGUUGAAAUCUCCUGCAGGUAGCCCCACAGGUAGACCGAAAAGCACCGGAGUUCACACUUGUGUCGACUUAGGAAAGGUUGGGGUUGGCAACCAUUCCCCGUCUGUCUCCCCAGGCCUAAAGAAAACCCUCCUGCCUAAGUUUAACCCUGCUCCCAAACACAACGGUUUGAGCUAUAAACUGUCCCGUCCAUCUCUGCUAAAGCAGCCCCGCUCCCUGAGAGGGACCCCAACCGGUGAGCUCAGAGGGUCCCAAGAACUGAAACAAGGACCCAAUAGACAGAGGAGUGCAGUGGGGAUGUCGUCAACAUCUGACAACAGUCCAGAGAAAAAAACAACAUCCAAAGAGGCAGGAGAGCAGUCGGUGGAUCCUGUUGAAGAGUCGUUGGUGGGUGAGACGCUUGAGGAUAUAUCGCUGCUCUCCACUUUGUCUCUAGAUAGAAAUGACAUCUGCCAGGAGUACAUGGAGGAUUUGGACAACCUCGGAAAUGGAAAAAUGGACCUUCUUUUGUCCUCAUCUAAAAACUAUGAAGAUGACUCUGGGCUCGACCAGUCGUGCACUGGGUUUGAGGAAGAUUCUGUGGUCAAAGAAAGCAACAUUGAAACAGAGCUCUGCUUUCUGGAAAACGGGAUGAACUGGACAGCUGUUGGUGGUGAACAAAGAGACGUAAACCAAGUUUCCCAUCGGAGAAGAUCCAGCCAGCCAGACUACCACGACCAGAUGGAGUUGUCCCUGGACCUUUCCUCUUCUGAUAGCUGCGGCUCUGGAGGGACCUACAUGUGGGACGAGGAGGGUCUGGAGCCACUGGGGGUCCCCUCAGCUCCAUCCAUCAACGCCAACAGCAGCACCACCCACCACAUCGGAAGCUGUGGCUCCAACGUCAGCAGCAUUGACAUCUUGAAUAACCUGGACUCCUGCGAUCUGGGUGACGAUGACCUCAUGCUCGAUUCAGACUUCCCAGAAGACGCCUCUUUAAGUGAUGAAGACGGUUUGUCCCACAUGGCUACGUGGAUGAGGAGGCAGCUCUGCUGGGGGGCACAGGACAGCCACAAUGACAACCAGAGUGAUUUCCAAAGCUGCAAACUAACAGAAGAUCCGGGCAAUAAAAGAACAGCUGAGAACAAGGACUGUGACAUCAUCCUGGACCUCUGUCCCACCAGUUUGGGUGUGGAUGUGGAGGAAUUGGCUGAAGACUGCUCUGCUGUGAGAUCACAGCUGGAGUUCCUGCAGAGAUUACUGCUGCAGGAGGAAGACGUGGAAGAAGACACUCUAACCACAGACACUGUGAGUCCAGAGCCCAACGACUCGUCCUGCAGCUCCGACUCGCAGGUCCAGGCUCUUUUACAGGAAGUACAGCAGCUCCGGGAGGAACUGAAGAGCCAGGAUCAGACCAUCGCUCAGCUCACCCUGCAGCUGACCACUGGGUGUCGGUGCAGAGAGGAGACAGAAAAGGUGGAUCAGCACACACAGACGAGUGCGAGGCAGACAGAAAGUGUGGCCUUACAGACACCAUGGGGAGAGAGCAAGGUGACGACACAACUGCCUCACACCUACAAUUCUCAGAUACUUGACUUCUCCAGCCUCAACACCCAGGAAGCACUGACUGCACCAACCCAUACUCUGCCUCCAGGUAACCCCACCCAGCCUUCUCCCCCAUCAGACAAACUCCUCAACUCCUCCCACUCCCACCAAACCAGCCAGAGACGAGGACACACCAGAAAAACACGCAUGAAGGAGCAGUCGGGUCAAUCCUCCAGCAAAGUCCUGCAACAGCCCUCCAAGCUCCAACUCUUUCUUCCCAACACCUCCAGCUCUGCUCACACCUCUCCGAAAUCCAGAGUUCCCAAGCAGCUGUUUGACCCCCAGAAAAACACGUCGAAGCUCAAAGCGAUGGCCUUCACCUCCAGGUCAUCCAUCCCACCUCCCCAAACCAAAGAGGCAUCGAGGAGUCGGCAAGCUCCUCCCUCCUGCUCGCCUCCCGGCUCUUCACGUCUCUGAAGAUUAAAAACAGACUGCAAGAAAGAAACGGGGAUCUGUGCCUUCUGUUUGGAAGAUCUUCCUGCUUCAGCCGAGUCCUCCCUGUUCUCACGCCCACACUCACUGCAGUUCUUAACUUUUUCAUUCAUUAAAAGUGUUUCCUAGAAAUUUCUGACAUCUGCUGCUGAUGUUUUGUUCAGGAAAUGAUAUUUAUCCAACUGCAGGUGAAAUCUUUGCAUUCUGCCUUCUGCUGCAUUUACCAGAAAAUUUGCAAAGAGCUUCAGCUUUACCAUCUAAAGCGGCAGGGAACCCCUCCAGCUCAGAUCCAGGUCGGCUGGAGCUUUAUCCUUUAACUUUAGAGACACCAGAUUCAACCAGUGUUUCUCCUUUUUUAGUUGUAAGCUUCAACAACUUACAUUUGUCCCAGUCUGCAGCGACACAGUAUGACAUUAUUCAGAGUUCACAAAGGACUGAUGUUCAAGAUUUUUCACUUAAAAAAAGCAAGCUGAGGAUCUAAACUUAUGGUUUAUCUGAGAGCUCUUUUUUUUUUUUUUUUUUAAGUAUUAUAGCAUUAUAACCAAGUUAUCAUUAUGUCAUAGUUACCACCAAUAAAUGAUUAAACUGAUGCAUCAAAUGCACCAAAAACCUCCCAAAAAAGCUCUGGGAUUUUGACACUAAAAGUCCACAAUUAUAAAAUCAGUCAAAACUAGACUUGCUUUCAUGCUCACAAAAAAACUUCAAACUUAAAAACAAACUGCAGUCUUUGAGUCCAAUCGUUUAUCCGUCCAUGACAUUCAGAAGUCCCACUGUAAUCUUUAUAACUGUGUAUGCAAUAAAAUCCACCACAAACUCCUAAAGCCGUCCCUACAGAGUAAACCAGAUGAGACUACUGAGAAUAAGCAAAGAAAUGAUUCAAAAACACUUUUUCUGUAGGAAAACUAAAAAAAGAACAGCUAAGAAACUACAUUUUUGUCAUUACCUCUCAGUAGUCUUCUUUUGUCUUUUUAUUUGUCUAAAACAGUUUCAGAAGAAGCUCUUUGUCAGAACACAGUGGUGUGAAAAGCAGACUCAGAAUUCCAAUUUUCAGAAUUUACACAUUUCUGAUCUGACUGUUGACCUCCAGGUGACCCUCGGAAACGACGACUGUUGGUCAAAUAUCAAAAAUAGGACGACAUAUUUGCUGGCAAAGAGAAAAGAAGAGUAUAGAACUUAUACACGUUCUAGAUUUCCUUGAUUUGAGUGAAAAAAAGUAUAAAUUUACAUUUAAAUGAAUGUUAAAUCUUGUGGUUUGAGUUCAUAGUUUAUUUAUUUUGUUUGUUUUAAAAUGUAAAUUUUACUGUCGUGUCAUCUGUUGAGCUUCUUGAACAUUUUUGUUGUUGUGAAAAUGCUUUUAGUUUGAAAAGUAUAACAUUUCCUGUCUGCCUUUUUAACCCUUUAACACCUGGGGCGUCGCCGGUGAAACUUAAACACAAACUAUUUAACAUACGGAUAUCCAUUUAACACGAUCGUUCCAGUAGAUUGUUAAGGAGAAAAGUGACUCGUCGAGCCGCUUUUAUCCUUAACAAUCUACUGGAAUGAUGGUGUUAGCGGUUAAUAAGUUACAUUAAAUCAAAGAACAUAAACACUGGAGCUCCAGUGUUAAAAGGUUAACUUGAUUUUAUGAAUAAUUUUUGUGCAAUAUCUGAAAAAAAGUUAAUGCUGCUGUAUUGAUUCUUGUUUAUGAUAAACUACUGUCAUUCCAGUGGUUCAGUUGGAUUCACUGAAUGGAUCAAUAUAUGUUUUUUUUGUCUUAAUGAUCUCAUUUUGAAUGCACUUUAAAGCCCCCAAACAGACGUUUCACCUGCUGAGUUCACAUUGGGAUGUCUCUGAGGGUCAAUGCCACAAUAACAUUAUUAACCCUUAUUAAAUUAUUAUUUUUGAAUAUUGUUAAACAUUUUAGCCAGUGAUGGCUUAAAUAUGAAAGCAGCUUUGGUUUACUGUUUAGGUUUUAAGUCAGACUCUGUAAGAGUUCACUGGAGCUGUUCAUCGAUGCUUGUCUGCGGUUGGCUGAGACGUGUCUGACCAAUAAAAAUACAUGAAAAAA